Molecule: messenger RNA, 2076 nt
Organism: Pseudoliparis swirei
Lineage: Eukaryota; Metazoa; Chordata; Actinopteri; Perciformes; Liparidae
Gene: tom1
Product: target of myb1 membrane trafficking protein
Exons: 15
Coding region: 96-1466 (456 amino acids)
Biological process (GO): signal transduction
Cellular component (GO): membrane; endosome
Molecular function (GO): clathrin binding; ubiquitin binding; phosphatidylinositol binding
Source: RefSeq, a predicted model, not a curated record
GCCGCCGCCGCCGCCGCCUCAGUCUGCGGGAGCGAGCGGGGCUUGACGUACGGCUCUCUGCCCGGGGGACGUCGGUGCUUUGCUGGGCCCUCAACAUGGAGUUUUUAAUGGGUAAUCCGUUCAGCACGCCGGUGGGACAGCGAAUCGAGAGUGCGACAGGCGCCAGCAUGCCAUCAGAAGACUGGGCCCUCAACAUGGAGAUCUGCGACAUUAUCAACAGCUCGGAGGAAGGACCUAAAGAUGCAGUCAGAGCCUUGAAGAAAAGGAUUGUGGGCAACAGGAACUUCAAGGAGGUCAUGCUGACGCUCACCAUCCUGGAGACGUGCGUGAAGAACUGCGGCUACAAGUUUCACGUCCUGGUGACCACGCGGGAUUUUGUGGAGGGGGUUCUCGUCCGGUCGAUCAUCCCGAAAAACAACCCUCCAUUAGUCCUGCAUGACAGAGUGCUCAGCAUUGUACAGGCGUGGGCUGAUGCGUUCCGGAGCUCGCCCAACCUGACGGGCGUGGUGUCCGUGUACGAGGACCUGCGGAGGAAGGGACUCGAGUUCCCCAUGACGGAGCUGGACGGCUACUCGCCCGCCCAAGACCCCCAAAAGCCUUCGCCUGGGAACGGGCCUGCUGUCACUCCUCUGCCCGCCGUGCUCCUCUCUUCCAAACUUCCGCUCAUCCCACCGCUGACUUCCGAGCUCAAACUGUCCCUGGAGGGAAACAAUGCCUUCAAUCCCAGCCAGAUAAAACAGCUUAAGACGGAGCUGGGAGUGGUGCGGGGCAACCUGACGAUGAUGUCGGACAUGAUGACUCGGCUGGAUCCUGUCACGGUGAAACAAGCCGACAUGGAGCUGCUAGAGCAGUUAUACACAGUUUGUAAGGAAAUGCAAGGCAGGAUUGUAAAGGUGGUGCCCAGACUCAGUGAGGAGAAGCUGAUCGAAGAGUUGCUGGCAGCUAACGAUGAGAUGAACGGCGCCUUUACCCGCUACCACAGGUUUGGAAGACAAAUGCCGAACGGUCACAGCACAGCAGAGAAGAGUCACACUUACGUCAACGUGACGGACUUCGAUUUGAUGCCUGAGUCCGUCAGCCAAUCAGGGCUCAGCUCGCUCAGCCUGUCAAAAGCGGACAGUUUUUCCAGUCAGAUGGCAAGACUUAGUACGAGUGAAUCUGAUGACACAUUAUCGCACAGUAUAAAGGUCUCAACUCGACAAAGGCCAAGCGAGCAGAGGGAAGUGGACGGCCCGGCUCCGGACAGCAGACCCCUCAGCGCUGCAGCGAUUCCUAUCAACCAGUCCACUGUGAUGGAUGACAUUGAGAAAUGGUUGGAGCUGGAUGAUGAGUAUGACGACUUUGAAGAUUCGGAUGGCGUGACCAGUGAAGAAUUUGACAAGUUUUUGGCAGGAAGAGCAAAAGCAGCCGAGCGCCUUCCGUCGGUGAGAGCGUCCCCGCAGGACGCCGACCACUCCGAGUCUUAAGCUACGCUUGGAACCCGCCAAACUAACGGCAGUCGUGAAGCUCCCGCGCCAUCAGCUGAGAACAGGGACAUUUGGGGUUGAAGGGCACAUUUGACGUGGGGACCACAGCCCAUAUCUUGCUGUGUGUGCUGCUCUUUACUUUUGUUUUUUCUUACUGAUAAGAAGUUGUUUGUUUUCUGGAGGGGCUGAGGUUUUUACUUGACGUUGUUAUGAGGGUUUGUGCAUGUGUGGAAUGCAAACAUUUGCACAUUUUAUAUGGUUACAUUCCUGCUGUUGAGAGGGGGUAUUGUUCCAGAAGACAACUUUUGCAACAUGGAUUAUGUAUUAUAUUGCUGUUCUAUAUAUAUAUAUAUAUAUUGGUAAACAUGAUUACAGAAAGCGCCCCUGUCUUUAGUAGCGAACACUGUUAGCGUGUGUGUAAGAGAAAGCUCGCUUGCUGCAUAAUUAAAUAAUCGGAUGCUUCACGUCCUUAUUGACGUAGUCGAGGAGAACUGAAUGUUGGUUGUUGUAGUUUUUCUUUUUUACAUCCAAACGUUCCCUUGAAAAGAGGUUUUACUUGAAGUUUAACAGGAAGUCAUGACAAAUUGUCAUAUUAAACUAUUAACUGGAA